AAGAGGUUUUUGUGUGCUUUUUUGGUGGAAAGGAAACCUCUUCAUUGUAGAGCUGUUAAAAGCAAAAUAGGAACACAGCUGUGCUUUCAGAAUGAUUUGGCUUUAUCAAAUGAUUCAUUUCACUGUCUUAUUUGCUUUGGUUUUGGGUGAAUGCAUGCCUGAGAUGUAUAAAGACAAAUACUUUCAGGGAGGAGAUGUAGCUACCAUUUUUACACCUACCUCCAAGUACUGCCAAAUAGUGUGUACCUAUCACCCAAGGUGUUUGCUGUUCAGCUUUCUGCCUGCGGGAUCAACCAAAGAUACCAGUAAAUGGUUUGCCUGCCUCUUGAAAGAUAGCGUCACAGAAACAUUGCCAGCAGUGAACAUGACAGGAGCAAUCUCUGGGCAUUCCUUUAAACAAUGUCAACACCAAUUAAGUGCUUGCCACACAGAUAUGUACAUAGGCCUCAGUAUGAAGGGAAUGAACUACAAUUCCUUUGUUACCACGAGUGCUCAAGAAUGUGAAGACAGAUGCACCAAUGAUGCCCAUUGUCACUUCUUUACAUAUGCCACGCAGAAGUUUCACGGUGAGGCCUAUCGCAAUGUGUGUGUAUUGAAAUAUACUACAACAGGAUUCCCAACAAAAAUAGACUUGCUUGAGAAUGUGGUAUCUGGAUUCUCACUGAAAUAUUGUGCAAUUUCUAAAAUGGCUUGCAUCCGGGACAUCUUUCCUAAUACCGUUUUUGCUGAUGUUGAUGAAGACAGGCUUUUCACUCCUGAUCCCUGGGUGUGCCAAAGUAUUUGUACUCAUCACCCCAACUGCCUGUUUUUUACAUUCCUUUCUAAAGAAUGGCCUAAAGAAUCUCAACGAAAUCUUUGCCUCCUUAAAACAUCCCAAGGUGGAAUUCCAAGUACACGUAUCACCAGACAGAAUGCCUUUUCAGGUUUUAGCCUAUUAAGCUGCAGGCACAGUGUCCCAGUGUUUUGUCAUGGGGCCAUUUAUACCAACACUGAUUUCUUGGGAGAGGAACUAGAUAUUUUUGAAGUCAAAGGUCACAAAGCCUGCCAAGAAAGGUGCACGGACACCAUACGCUGCCAAUUUUUUACCUUUUCACCAACUGAAGAAACAUACAACAAAGGGAGAGGUAAAUGUUAUUUGAAAAUGUCUUUGAAUGGAUCCCCAACUAAAAUACUUCAUGGAAGGAGAGGUAUCUCUGGCUACACGUUAAGGCUAUGUAAAAUGGAAAAUGCAUGCACAAACAAAAUAAAAGCAAAGGUUGUUGGAGGAACUAACUCAGUUCGUGCUGAAUGGCCAUGGCAGGUAAGCUUGCAUGUUACAUCGCCCAUCCAGAAACACUUGUGUGGAGGAUCUAUCAUUGGGAACCAGUGGAUAUUAACAGCUGCCCAUUGCCUUGAAGGACUAGAGGCUGCUACAGUUUUACGUGUCUAUGCUGGCAUUGUAAACCAAUCUGAGAUACGUGGAAAUACCCCAUUCUUCAGAGUUCAAGAGAUAAUUAUUCAUGAAAAAUAUGAAAUGGCAGAACAUGGGUAUGACAUUGCUUUGUUGAAAGUUGAGCUUCCUAUUAAUUAUACCACUCUCCAGCAACCCAUAUGCCUUCCUUCCAAAGGAGAUGGAAAAAUGAUAUAUACCAAUUGCUGGGUAACUGGCUGGGGAUACACAAAAGAAAGAGGAAAAAUCCAAGACACUCUUCAGAAGACUUCUGUUCCUUUGAUAACAAAUGAAGAUUGCCAGAUGAGGUACAGAGAACACAAAAUAACCAGUCAGAUGAUCUGUGCUGGUUAUAAAGAAGGUGGGAAAGAUGCUUGCAAGGGAGAUUCUGGAGGGCCCCUAUCCUGUCAACACAAUGGCAUCUGGCAUUUGGUGGGUAUAACCAGUUGGGGGGAAGGCUGUGCUCGCCCAGGACAUCCUGGUGUUUAUACCAGAGUGGAUGAGUAUGUGGACUGGAUUCUAAAAAAUACCUCGACAUGAAGAGGACCUUCAGUGUCUUUUGCUUCUAAGAAAUAAGAAAUGUUUUUAAUUGCAAGACAGUUUUUUAGUACAUCAUUUCCUUUGGUCCCAUUGAAGACCAGAAAGUCAUCGAUUUUCCUUUGAUUUUGUUUGGAGAGUCAGCUGGGGCAGUGGUGAGCUGACUUUGAGGCCUGGAGAACUUGGGUUCAAAGCCUCCUUUCAAUAAGCACUGGCUGUAUGACUUUGGAGAAGUCAUUUAACCUCUUUUUCUUGUCAGCAGCUCUCUAAGCAUUGCAGACCGGGUUUCCACAUGCACUAGAAGAAGGAGUUUUCUCAUCUGAGAAUAACCUAUAACAAUGAAACCAUGUGUCUAGUUCCUAUUCCUGUCUCCUAGGAUUACUUCUGCUUGUCUGCAAAUAAAACAUGACAAAGAGAGAAAGCAAA
Messenger RNA from Trichosurus vulpecula (common brushtail), 2392 nucleotides. RefSeq names its product coagulation factor XI (gene F11). Gene Ontology annotation, cellular component: extracellular region. Lineage: Eukaryota; Metazoa; Chordata; Mammalia; Diprotodontia; Phalangeridae. Gene Ontology annotation, molecular function: protein binding; serine-type endopeptidase activity. The record is from RefSeq and is a predicted model, not a curated record. Gene Ontology annotation, biological process: proteolysis. The coding region runs from base 92 to 1969 and encodes 625 amino acids. The transcript has 15 exons.